Neolamprologus brichardi is the source of this 893-nucleotide messenger RNA. The record is from RefSeq and is a predicted model, not a curated record. NCBI's taxonomy places the organism in Eukaryota, Metazoa, Chordata, Actinopteri, Cichliformes, Cichlidae.
UCCACGUCAUUGGUGCGCAGACGCAGAGGUGCAGAAGCGCUGUGAGCUGAGGUGGACUUCUUCCUUUUUACUGUUUGGAAGGAGCCGAGCACUCAGGCAGCUGGACCUCAGGAGCAACACGAAACCUCUUAAACAACCUCCGAGACGUCACGAUGAUCCGGAUAGCCGCCUUCUUUGCGCUGCUGGUGGUCGCCUGCUCAGGAGAGAGCUGCACGGACCCAGUCAUCACUCCGUCGGCCUACACCACCUCUGACGCCGUCAUCUCAUCAGAGUCUGUCUUCAUCGUUGAACUCAGCCUGACCUGCGCCAACGGAGCACAGAGCGUAACGCUGUAUGCUGAUGUCAAUGGAAGACAGUUCCCUGUAACCAGAGGACAGGACGUUGGAAAGUACCAGGUAUGGAUUCACAUGUGGCUACAGGUCAAGGCACUUGCUUUUACUGAAUCUGAUUUGUUAGCAGAGUGUUUCUUGAGUCAGGAAACGGGUGCAUGGAAUGGCCCAUGGGUGUCUACUGAAGUGGUUGCUGCCCUCAUUGGUAUCCUGGUCUACUACUUGGCUUUCAGCGCAAAGAGCACCAUCCAAGCAUAAACUGAUCCAAAACAGCUUUUUAAAUACUGGAUCAUUAAAGACUGAUUUCUGACGGGGCUCGACCAAUUAUCCAUCAUCCAGUGUUGAGACAAACCAACAGGAUUUUGCCACUUGAUCUGCUUUGGGGCAAGGAGCAGAAGUAGCAGUCUUUGUAUGUUUUUUAUUCAGACUGUGUCUCUUAUGUGCUUUUGAGUCUUUAAAGAUGAAUUUUGACACACGAUUGACUUUCGGUAUGGGUGGAGUUUUGUAACAAUGGUUUCUUCUUUUGGAAACAACAGAUCAAUAAACCUGGACUUUACAAAUAAA